AAGUAUAUUUGGUGUAUGUGCAUUGUCCUUCUAGACAGUCUAGUUGAGUCUUUUCCCACGCCUUUUCUAGACUUCCCAAUUGUACCAAAAUAUGUCUGGUUUAUCAAUGCGACCUGAUGUCAAUUUACCGAGAUGAGUCGCAGAAGAAAAUCUUGACGCUUUUGUGGAGAAUCGUUAGACGCUUCUCGAUCAGACUGCGCUAUCAACAAGUUACUGAGGCUGAAUUUGAAAAUCAAAUCAAUUUCUAAACUACAAAACGUAUCAAUUCCGGAAAUGACCGACCUCGGCGAACUAAACCGGUGCCGCUUGUGCUCCUCUGAGAACGGUCUAACCGACGUCUUCAGCGCUCCCAACAAGGACAAGCUUUUGCAAAUGAUCGCCGAGUGCACUUCCAUCAGGAUCACCUUCGAGAUGGACUUUCCCUGUGUGGUGUGCAGUUGCUGCAUCCGAAUUGUGAACCAGUUCUUCACCUAUCGACAGAAAUGCCUGGACUACAACUGCGAGCUGAAUCGAUUGCGCGGAAUGAAGGAACCGCUGCUGGUUGAAGAAGCUGAUUCUAAGGAUAAAUCCGGUUCCAACCAUAAAUUUGAAGCAUUCUACGAGGACGUUCAGAAACGAAUACAGGAGUAUCUUGUGAUACAAGUAAAGGAAAUCGAACGGAAGGCCAUGGAUAAGGUGAAAGAGGAAUUGCAGGGACUCGAUGUUGGACAAGGAGAACACAAAGUUGAAUGCGUUACUGUAGAUACUGUUGAAAUAGGAAAGGAAGGAGAUAUUAUCAGCGAGCGCAAUUCAGAUGCUGACAGUGCCGACGAGGACGACAGCCUAAGCAUAUCAGUGGAAAAACCGAAGGAUCCUUCGGACACUCCGAAGGGACGAGUCAGUAAGUUUAAGAAUCAUGCGAAAUGUACAGCCAAAGACAAUCCAGCAAAGAAGCUCCGAUCGAGUUCACCUUUCAGUCAGAUAUCGAGCGAAGCAUCAGAAGAUCAGCAAGAAACAUCGGCGGAGGAGAAACUAGCGGAAGCCCGGCGAAAAAUCAACUCACUUAUGAAGCAGAACUAUCGACUGGAACUGAAUCAAUUGCGGCGGGAAAGUAGAGGGCCAGCGGAACCGUUUCGAAACUACAAAUCGAACUUCGUCGACCCGAAGGUGAUAGAGAAAAUCAAUGCCGAAUGUCCCGUUGGGCUCGAAGGCGACGGAAAAUUCAUUUCCGCCCUGGCAGAUCAGCUGUGGACCCGAGAUCAGUUAGCAGCCCGAUCCGUGCGGGGGAAGCAAUGCUAUCGUCAUCCGGAGUCGUCGACGCACAUCCCUGCCAGCCCGACCAAGGUGUCAUUCAUCCACGACAAACUGAUGCAACGGAUCAACCUAGAGGAACGGGAGGACGAUGAUCCGCGACGUAAACUGCAGUCGCGCGUGUCCCACAAGUUGAAUGAGAAAUUCAACAACGCGAGACGAUUAAAGGAAAAGAAGCAAUCCCGCAAGCGUUAAUUAUUCAACUAUGAACGUAGCCGAUUUAAUCCAGCUUUUUACGCUAGCUCGCUAUAAACUUUCAAUCACCCCUUUUUGACUUUUCUUGUCAACACUAUAAUAUUUUUAUGGUUUGAUCAAAGCAAACCUUGCUAUGUUGAAAUUUUUUCUUGUUGAUUUUAGAGAAA
Molecule: messenger RNA, 1652 nt
Organism: Aedes aegypti (yellow fever mosquito)
Lineage: Eukaryota; Metazoa; Arthropoda; Insecta; Diptera; Culicidae
Exons: 5
Coding region: 274-1485 (403 amino acids)
Cellular component (GO): nucleus
Molecular function (GO): DNA binding; zinc ion binding
Source: RefSeq, a predicted model, not a curated record